Molecule: messenger RNA, 819 nt
Organism: Endocarpon pusillum Z07020
Lineage: Eukaryota; Fungi; Ascomycota; Eurotiomycetes; Verrucariales; Verrucariaceae
Exons: 2
Coding region: 1-819 (272 amino acids)
Source: RefSeq, a predicted model, not a curated record
AUGCAAAAGCGACAGUCUUCUAACUCUAGUAAUUCCCUACCCGAGUACCAUGUGCUCGGUGAGGAUGCACCCCCGAGCUACCCACUUGAUGACCUUUCUGGAUCUCCUGCACGCCCGAAGGAAGCACAUACACAUUUACCACACGACGAGACGAGGGCAGGAGCCUCAACACCUCCGCUUGCGGAGGACUAUGUUCAUGUGCAAAAUGGAAUGAACUUUGAUGUUGAGGCCCAUAUGGCUGCAACCAAUACCGAUCGAGCUACUCCACGUAUGGACACUAGUUCAAGUGCAAAUAAUGCACGCAGACGCCCACGACACACCGGACUCGACGCCUUUGCCAAUUCCUUCUUCCUCUGCGCCAUCAUCUUUUGGCCUAUCAACAUCUUGCUCGAAUGCACAGGCGAUCUAUGUCACAGCACCAUGAGUAAAGUCGUUUUCUACGGUCUCCCCACGCUAGCGCUCUUCUUCCUCUGGAUGGCCAUGUUUCAGGUAAAGGGAUGCUAUGCAAUCAAGCGGGAGGGUAAGACGGCGAUGCAGUACAAGCGGAUUGUGAGCCACAGGCUGUGCCUUAUGCUCCUACUCAUCAUCGUGUCUGUCCUUGCUCUAUGGCAGACCGCAUUUCGGCUAUGCCGUGAUGGAUGCGCUAGUGGGCCCGGUGAUGGGAAAGCCUGCGUCAAGGAGGCUCCGUGGAAUGCUUCGCUGGAUGUAUCGUCAUCUCUCGCGCCAAACGCUUCGUCCAAUGCCUCAUCCAAUGCUUCGUCGGAUCCAUCACCCAAUAUAGUGGGGGAUGUUUGGGCAGAUAUCUCAUCGUGGUUCUAG